Messenger RNA from Erigeron canadensis, 702 nucleotides. Its product is annotated as MADS-box transcription factor 23-like. The record is from RefSeq and is a predicted model, not a curated record. Gene Ontology annotation, molecular function: protein dimerization activity; DNA-binding transcription factor activity, RNA polymerase II-specific; RNA polymerase II cis-regulatory region sequence-specific DNA binding. Gene Ontology annotation, cellular component: nucleus. Gene Ontology annotation, biological process: positive regulation of transcription by RNA polymerase II. Bases 1 to 702 code for a protein of 233 amino acids. The transcript has 8 exons. NCBI's taxonomy places the organism in Eukaryota, Viridiplantae, Streptophyta, Magnoliopsida, Asterales, Asteraceae.
AUGGGAAGAGGGAAGAUUGCAAUUAGGAGAAUAGACAACUCAACCAGUAGGCAAGUGACUUUCUCAAAGAGAAGGAAUGGAUUACUGAAGAAAGCAAAAGAGUUGGCCGUCUUAUGUGAUGCUGAAGUUGCUGUUUUCAUCUUUUCUAGCACCAACAAGCUCUAUGAAUUCGCAAGCACCAGCAUGAAAUCAGCAAUUCAACGCUACAAUACAUCAAAAGAAGAAAGCAACCAGCUAGUGAAUCCAACGUCAGACGUCAAGCUUUGGCAAAUGGAGGUAGCAAUAUUGAAGGAACAGUUGAAAAACUUGCAUGAAGCUCACCGCCAACUGAUGGGAGAAUUCUGCGGCUUGGGAGUUGAAGACCUUCAAAACCUGGAAAACCAAUUGGAAAUAAGCCUGCAAGGUAUUCGCAUGAAAAAGGAAGCUAUUCUAACCAAGGAAAUACAAGAACUCACCAAAGAGGGGGGGCUGAUACAUCAAGAAAACGUUGAACUCUACAAAAAGGUUUACGAAGCAAGAGCGUAUGCAACUAUAUGUGAUCAGAAUAAUGGGUUUGCUACCGGUAAUUACUCCAGUGUCAUCCAAACUCCUAGCACGACUACUCUACAGUUAUCUCAAUCUGGGCUUCAGAGGAUUUUCGACGUACCAUUGAGAGGAACAGGAUCACGAUGCAUUGGGUGCACGAUCAAUGCAGGAAAAUAA